Molecule: messenger RNA, 5076 nt
Organism: Camellia sinensis
Lineage: Eukaryota; Viridiplantae; Streptophyta; Magnoliopsida; Ericales; Theaceae
Source: RefSeq, a predicted model, not a curated record
AUGUUUGCUUUCUUUUGUCAACAAAGCCGACUCAGACAUUGUGGUUCUGUUGGAAUUUCAGCCACAACUCAUCUGGGUUUUCUUCCAAAACUACAGAUAACAAUACCCAUCAAAUUCUUCUCAUCAAAGAAAACAUCAACACCACCAACAACCAAGAAUGAAAUCGAGUGUUUUACAGUGUCUCACCUCGUAAACUCAUGUGGAUUAUCCCCAGAAAUCGCCAACUCUAUAUCCCACAAGGUUCAUUUUCGGACCUCCGAUGGACCAGACUCUGUUCUAUCUUUCUUCAGAGAUCGGCUUUCAAGAACUGAAGUUGCUGACCUUGUUGCUUCGGCCCCAUUUCUGUUACGCUAUAGCUUGAAAAACCGCCUCAUCCUAGCUCUUGAUUUCAUCAAAAGUGUUGUUCUUCUUGACAAACGGGGUGUCUUUGCUUUGAUGCUCCGGCCUCGGUUUUUCUGGAUUCAUGUGGAUAAAAAUGCUAUCCCCAAUGUGGCAUUGUUGGGAGAACUUGGUGUGCCUCAAUCCUGUAUCUCUUUAUUGGUAAGUGGGAAUCCUUCUGUGGUGGCUGGAAACAAAGACAAGUUUAAUCUGUGUGCAAGAAAGGCGAUUGAAAUGGGAUUUGAUCCUUCCAAAGUGACAUUUGUCGAUGCAAUUUGUGUGUUUUUUGGCAUGAGUACAGCUGUUUGGGAACGUAAAGUGGAAGUCUAUAAGAGAUGGGGUUUGUCUGACGAUGACACUCACUGGGCAUUCAAGAAGUUCCCCAGAUGUAUGAUUCUGUCCGAGAAGAAAAUUACGAGUGGGAUGGAUUUCCUUGUGAAUGAGAUCGGUUUCGAGCCUAUAACUGUUGUUAGAACUCCAAAAACUCUUGGUUACAGUUUGGAGAAGAGGAUCAUUCCCAGAUGUUCCGUCAUCAGGGAUCUGUCGUUGAAUGGCUUGAUAAAGAAGGAAAAAGGUUUAAGUGCUAUCCUUUCAACGAGUGAGGAGCGCUUCUUGGAUGCCUUCGUUACCAAAUAUCAGGAUCAAGUUCCUCAACUGUUGAAUGUUUAUCAAAAGAAAACUGAUGUUCUAGAAUUAGGAAUUGGAAAUGAGGGUACUCCUUAAGUUAAAACAGCUAUAGUUUAUGAAGAAAAUAAAAUCUCAAGUUUGGAGUAAUUAUUAGCUUUCAUUACAGCAAUUACAAUUUUUCGGCUUGUUAGCUUCAUUGGACUUGUGCCUUCCUAGAUGCAGCUGGCAAUAGAAUUGUGCCAAAUUGGCUUUCUGCUGGGAUUAGUUAUGAACUUAGGAGAUCUUUGUUUUGCUUUUGGCAUUUCUCUUUGCAAUGAAUGAUGUCUUGAGGUCUUGAAGAUGGUAAAACCUUAUUGUUUCACACUAGUAGUCAACCUAAGUUCUAUAACAUGUUUCAUUCUAUUCACCAAGCUUUUGGAAGAUCUCUACCUCUCUGUCUGCCCUACAUGGAAACACCUGCAAAAUCUAGUAACUGUUGGGGACUAGAAGGUGAUCCUGUUCCACUGAACAAGAAUUACCAAACUCGCAAGGUGCUAUAGAUAAGUUUUAUUUAUGAUUGUUAUAGACAUUGUUAGUGAGAUGUACUUCUGAAUUUGGCAUGCGCCUGCCCCUUUUAUUGCAUUGCUAUUCAAAUAUAUAUAUUUUACCCCUAACCAGUCAGUGGUCUUUGACACAAUUCUUUCUUUCCUUUUUCCUUCCUUUUUUUUAUUUCAAAUUUUCCAGAUUUGGUGUUGGUGCUUGUUGGGUUGGGCAUUGCAUUGUGGUAUUUCGUGAUGGUUUUAAUUGGAAAAUGGAAUAAUUUAGCAAUAAUUUAAUGUUUAAAUUGCUUUGAUUAGAACAAGAUUGUGGAGACGAAGAGCCAUACAAACUUUUGAAGAGUUGCACAGCAAGUUAUUUUAUUCCAAGUCCAUGAUAUUAUAAUUGUGUUAAUAUAUUUUGUACAUCCUUAUGUUCAUCUCAAUGUUAUAUUAUCUAUUUUCAUGUAAUCUUGGAUGUUAUGCUUUUGUGUUGGAUGGAAAAUUUUGUUUCACAUAAAGAUAGCAGAGACAGGGUGAAAGUGUUUGCGUUCACAUGAUGCUCUUCUUGCCUAUUUGGAAGUUAGGAGCAUUCAUAAUGCAGCCGUUCUGCAUGCGUCUACUUUAGAAGAGAAAGUGAGUUCCAAAUGAUGUUCUUUUCGGUUUGGAGAAGAGCACUAUCCUAGGUGUUUAGCUAUCAAAGUUUUGAUGUUGAAAGGCUUGAUAUAUAUAAAAUGAAUUGAAGAUGGUGAGGGUAUAAAAAAGACGGUUGUUCAUGGUGAGGGCUCCAUGGUGAGUACUGGCGGGGGAGUUUUGAGUCGAUGCUCUGACAAGCCAGUGAGUCACGCUUUAUAUACUCGUGUUAAAAGGAUUCAAAUUAUAUGGAACUCAAGAGAUUAAUCUUUCCGCAGACUUUUGAUUGUAUGUGUAAGCUUAGCAUUCAAAUUUCAAUAGCUAGGGUAUGCGGUGAUCAUAUUAGCAUUGCAAGUCUAAAAAAAUUGUCCAGAUUGGCCCUACGAACUCAAUGUAAUCUCAAGUCUUAUGAAUAGUGUUUGUAUUUACCCCUAUUUUGCACCUCGUGUCUCUUCUUACAAAUAAUCCUCGUGUUAGGAAAGUUACACCUUUAUCUUGCACUUUGUUAUGUGGUUAAGGGUGUAAAUAAAAAUAAUUAACAGAAGCUUACUGUUUUAGACCCUUGCAAGAAAUGUAAUGCAAUCUGUCCUGUUUUCCAUGCAGGUUUAUUGGUCUUCUUUAUUCAUUCUUCCCAAGAAGAUUAUUAGAGCCAUUGAAACCCUUUUUAAGUCUUUCUUUUGGUCUGGCUGUGAGCUUAGAACCCAUGGGGCUAAAGUUUCUUGGGAGAAUAUCUGUUACCCUAAGAAUGAGGGGGGUUUGGGGUUUAAAUCUUUAAAAAUCUGGAACAAAGCUGCCAUUGCCAAGCAUAUUUGGUUUCUCUUUUCUGGGGGUGAGCAAUCCAUGUGGUGUCAAUGAGUCAAAUCUUACUUGCUUAAAGGCAAGAGCUUUUGGAGGGUAAAAAUGCCUAGUGCUCCAUCUUGGGUUUGGAGGAAAAUUCUUUCCCUUAGACCUAUCAUUUACCCUCUGAUUCAGCACUGUGUUGGGUAUGGGGAGAAGAUUUUCUUGUGGCUUGAUAAUUGGCAUCCCCUUGGAUCUCUGUGGGCUAAGUUUGGGAACCGUAUUAUUUUUGACUCUACCCUUGGCAUGGAGUCUAAGGUCAAAGAUAUUGUGGGUGUUUGGGAAGUGGUUUUUUUUUGGGUUUUUUUGGCUUUUUGGCCAUUUUAGUAGGCUAUUUUAGUUUGUGUUAGGGAAGUUGGGUUAAAUUUUUGGGUUGAUUGUUGUAUUAAAAAGUGUGUUUGAAAUGAUGUUUAAGAUUGAAAUGACAGAUUUGCCCCUAACCUUAUUUUUUCAAAAAUUAAGCUAUAGGGGUAAAAUCGUCAUUUACCUGUCUGCAGCCUGCAUUGUUGGUGACAGUGUAGGCUGACAGCCACUGCUUUUCAUUUUUUUUUUUUUUUUGAAUUAGGCGGGACAAUUUGAGACUUUUGGGCUUUUUUAUAAUUUGAGGCUAAAAUAGCCUAUCUCAAAGGUUCCCAAACACCCCCAUUGUUGAUAAUACUAGUUGAAGAUGGCCUGUUGCUUCUUCUUGGGAAUUAAGGGAAUUGAUUGAGAGCACUCCUUCUACCCUCCAUCCCAAUAAUGGCCUAGAUUCUGCCAGAUGGCUUCCCUCCUCUGAUGGGAAAUUUUUUGUCACUUCAACUUGGAAUUAUUUGAGAAAGUCUGGGGAUAGAAUGUCCUGGGCUGCCAUUCUUUGGGGCCCCCAUAAUAUCCCUAAGGCUAGUUUUGUAACUUGGAUGGCAAUCCUUGGUAGAUUGAAUACUAGGGAUAGACUAAGAUUGUUUGGCAUUUCUCAAUCUGCUGAAUGUGUGUUUUGUAAUGACUCUUGUGAAAAUCACAAUCAUCUGUUUUUUGAUUACCCUUUCUCUGCUAGAAUCUGGACCUGUAUUCAAUCUAAGUUGAAUGUCUCUUGGCCUGUUAGUCAAUGGCCUGGUAUUACUCAGCAUGUGGCACAAUCUACUCAAGGUAAAUCUAUUAGAGCUAUUAUUGUUAAACUGGCUUUUACUUGUACUGUGUAUCAAUUGUGGAUUGCUAGAAAUAAUAGAAUUUUCAAAAAAGAGAUGAUUCCUGAGGAGGUUGUUAUUAAAUGCAUUGUAGAUAUAAUUAGAUUUCGUAUGAUGUCUAUGACUAACUGUACAAGGCAUUCUAGUGACAGAUGGUUCCUGAAUUCUUGGAGGCUUCCCCACACUAUUCUGAAGACCACACAACCAUUGAGUGAUGGGAGUUCAGUACAUGUGGGUUGAGUGCAUGAGAGCAUAAAUCUGAGGGAUUGUCUAAUUUUUGCUAUAUUUUGCAGGAAAUAAAGUUGCUAUAUGUCUUCAUUGAGAGUGUGCUAUUACUUUAACUGAGGGUUGAGUGUUUGUGAGCAAUAUACACUUCCUUACCAUCAUCCACGGCCGCAUUGAGUGCUAACAAUUAUAUUUUCCUAUUGUUUUUUUUUCUUUGCAGGUUGCAUGGAAAGGAUAAUCUUUGAGUGUUGUGAGAUCCUAUAUAGUGGGCCGAGUGCAGUGAGAAUAUAUAUUGUGUGUUUGUGCAAUUAUACAGCAGCUAUUGUGUAUUUCCUGCUGUUGUAUAUCUGGCACUUCUGGAACUCAUGUAUCUAUCCAUCUUGGGCAGGGUCUGCUAAAUUCUGGAAGCUGGUAGCAAGAAGGGAUAGCUGCUUUAGGCACCUCGAGUGUGAAGAAAGCUUUUAUUUUAAUUGUAUAUAUCUGUUGAAUCCAUUAUACUAUGGUACUGUUGUUUGAGUGGAUGUCUUGAAGAUCUUUUGUUGGCUUACCCUUACGGGUUGUGUAAGGGAUGGCUCUUUUUUGUCUCUUUUUUUUGUAUUAGAUUUGUGAGCUUAUGGAAUGUGUUCAUGGUCCACAUACUAUUUGUAUAGGGAGCCUGAACGUAUACAAGGAAUCACAAUCUGUUUUGGAGCUUGAGUUUA